AUGAAUCAAUCACGAUCACACGAUAGAAAUCGAUCACGGAGGCGAAGUAAUAAUAAAGUACCAGCAGGUUGGCUUGAUUAUACUCCAUUGAAUACAUGGAUUGAAAAUACUCGUAUUAUUCCAUUUAAAUGUCCUUUGAGAAGGUCGAUCUUACGACAUGUCGAUGAGCAAGAACGUUUUUCCUUGGAUGAUUUAGUUGAACGUUUAGAAAAGCAAGGACGAACGAUUGGUUUAAUUAUUGAUUUAACUGAUACUGAUCGAUAUUAUGAUUAUCGAGAUGUUGAAGAUAUGAAUAUUGAAUAUUGUAAAAUUCGUGUACCAGGUCAUCAAAAUGUACCUGAAAAAUGUUGUCAACAAUUUUUUCGUGUUGUUAAUUCGUUCUUACAUGACAAUCAACAUAAUGACAAACUUAUAGGUAUCCAUUGUACACAUGGAAUAAAUCGAAGUGGUUAUUUUAUUGUCAGAUAUUUAAUUGAAAUACUUGGCUUACAACCAAAUGAUGCUAUUGCCGCAUUUAAUCGCGCACGUGGACAUCAAAUUGAAAAAUACAUCGAUGAUCUUCAAACAAGAAUACCAGUGAAUAUUGCUUAUUCAUCUUUGUCUGAUCAAGAAGAGCAUAAUUAUUAUCUAGAAAAAGAUCGACCAUUACCAUAUACUAGGCCAACAACAGAUACAACAUCUAAUGAUUUCUUGUCAGAAACAUCAGAAUUGAUUGUAUAG
Adineta steineri is the source of this 720-nucleotide messenger RNA. NCBI's taxonomy places the organism in Eukaryota, Metazoa, Rotifera, Eurotatoria, Adinetida, Adinetidae. The record is from the annotation of a GenBank genome assembly.